Messenger RNA from Drosophila virilis, 3917 nucleotides. RefSeq names its product dyslexia-associated protein KIAA0319-like protein. Gene Ontology annotation, biological process: neuron migration. The record is from RefSeq and is a predicted model, not a curated record. NCBI's taxonomy places the organism in Eukaryota, Metazoa, Arthropoda, Insecta, Diptera, Drosophilidae. Gene Ontology annotation, cellular component: membrane; cytoplasmic vesicle.
GCGCACUGGCCACACUGCUGCUGGAGCCAUUCACUCGCUCGUUGAUAAAAAUGUAUUAAUUAUUGCAAAGUAGCUAGAAAAAGUGCACAAAAGUGGCAUAAACUAUAGUCAAAGCAGUUGUGAACGCUCUACCACAACGAAAUGGCACGUGCACACCCUUCGAAUUGUGGCUGGCUUUGUUUCUGGCUCUGUAUGGCGUCAGCAACAUACGCGUCAGCCGACGUCAUGACGGCAGCUGGAGUGGGGGGAGCUGGCACAACAACGACAACAACGCAAAAUGCGCUGCUGGCGACCGCUGGAAAACAGGAGCUGUCGGCAAACGGCAAACAGUUGCCGGUCUGCUCACGCAUGUUGCGGCACGUCUUUGAGAAUGCGACGCCGCGCGACGAACAGCAGGCUGGCGUCUUCGAGGAGUACAAACCGGAGGUGGGCCAAGUGCUCGACGAGGAGACGUAUCUGUGGAGCUGUCUGGAGGCGUGCUGUGAGAAAUCCCAGUCGCGGAAUCGUGGAAGCAACCAAACCAAUUCCUGCAACGUGGUCUUAGUUUUCAAGCGCAAAUGCUAUCACAUUCACUGCGUCAGCAAUGAGGCCUGCCUGCCCAAGUCACUGGCGCGGGAGCGUGAAAAUGAGAAGGUACAAAUGGUGCUGGUCAAUCCAGUGGAUGGGGACCAGCCAGAGACUUGGACGCAGCUGCUCAAGGCCACCAAACAGAACGCUGCAAUGCUGCCGUACGAGUCGGAGCUCAACUUUUGGAAGCAGCCGCAUCGUUUGCCCUUUCAAGAUAGCAACGCCUACGAUGACGACGAGUUUCCCAUGGCGGAAAAGCGCAUGAAGCAACUAUUGCUGCAACCACCCGACGAGAACGAAGAGGAUCUUAGCUACUAUGGCGGCGCUGAGCUGCCGAGCACUGCAAAAUUCAUGACAUGCGAUCUGGACACACCUUGUCCACCGCAGGAGGAGUGUGUGCCGCUCCAGGCGAAUGCGGUGACGGGUCUAUGCAGCUGCAAGCAUGGAUUCAUUCGCAACAAGCAGCACAAAUGCAUCAUGCCCGCCGUGCCAUACAGCGCAUAUUUGCCCAAUGAAGCGUCUGCUUUGGUCACCCAAGAAGCGGCAGGCAGCGAGAUUGUGCCCGAGGUAGUCGCCCCGCCGCCCGUCAAACAAGAAGUUAACAAGGUGACCGUGUCUGUCAUGUCCAAGGAGGUGCAGCUGCCUGAGCAGGAGGUGACGCUAGCCGCGUUCACGGUUCCCGAUGAGGAGACGAGCGGCGCCAAAUACAAAUAUCUGUGGACGCUUAUAUCACAGCCCAAGGGACCGAUGAAUGGUACUAUUUCGGAUCAGAGCAAGCCCAAGGUGAAGCUCUCGAAUCUCUCCGCGGGCUUAUACACCUUCAAGGUGACUGUGACCGGUGACAAUGGCACCUUUGGCGAGGCAGCCGCUAAUGUGACAGUGCUGCCCGAGAGGCGGAUUAAUCAGGCACCACAGGUUAUCAUCUCGCCGUCGGAGCAAACCAUUCGUCAGCCCACCUCGAAUGCGGUGCUCGAUGGCAGCACCAGCACCGACGAUGACAAGAUCGUCAACUGGCACUGGGAGGUCAUCUUAGGACCGCUUGGCUAUCAGCCGCAGCUGCCGGAGGUGAAUACGCUACAAUUGGAUCUCACCUCGCCGGGCAACUAUACCUUCAAGCUGACCGUAACGGACUCCAAUAAUGUAACCAACUCGACCACAGCCACCAUACAGGUGCUAAAGGAGACGGACUAUGCGCCGGUGGCCAAUGCUGGGGAUGCCGUCAUUUUGUAUCUGCCAAACAACAAUGUGACGCUCAACGGAACCGCCAGCUCCGACGAUCACGAAAUCGUUGAAUGGGAAUGGACAAAAGAUGCCAGUGAUGAGGCGAAGGCGGUUGACAUGCAGAACACAAGAACACCAUAUGUACAGCUGUCCAAUUUGGAGGAGGGCAUGUACACGUUCGUCCUGAAGGUCACCGACAGCAGCAAACAGUCGAGCACCGCCAAGGUACAUGUAUUUGUGAAGCCACCCACCAACUCACCGCCUACGGCCAAAGCUGGCGUCAAUGUGACAACGAGCCUGCCCAUCAACUGGGCAAUUUUAAAUGGAUCCGAAUCGAAAGAUGACAUUGGCAUCAAAAGCUAUCAGUGGAAGCAGCUCAGCGGACCCAACAAAGCGCUCAUACUCAAGUCGAACAGCUCUAUUGCUAAUGCCACCAGCCUAACGCUCGGCCUAUACGAGUUCGAGCUAAGCGUUGCGGAUGAGAACAACAACACGGCCACCGACAGUACCUGGGUGAAGAUUGUGCAGGAACGCAAUGCGGCGCCUAUUGCUAAUGCUGGUGGGGAUCGCACCAUUGCCUUGCCCGUCACAGCUAUAUAUUUGAAUGGGUCGCAGUCAUCGGACGAUUUGGCUGUCGUAAAAUAUGUUUGGACGCGUGAGGAUUCUAGUCAGGCGGCCGGCGUCAUCGUGGGCGAUACGGACAAGCAGCCAAUUAUGAUUCUCAGCAACGUGGUGCAGGGUCGCUACGUCUUUAAGCUAACUGUGAGCGAUGAUCAGGGUCUGACCGGCACGGAUUCAGUCAGCAUUAAUGUCCAUGCGGAUCCCAUGCUUAUGAAUCUGGUGCAAGUAACGCUGCCGAUGGGCUUGUCGGUGGUAACCAAAAGCGAGCUGGAUUCCACAGUGCAGAAGCUGCAGCUGCUGCUGGGCGAUGACAAUAAGAUACAAAUCAGGGAACUCAAGCAGGAUCUGCACACAGAGGCGGCAGUGCUGGAGUUCUUUGUAAUGACCAACAAUGCGAAGAGUGGACAGUCGAGGCCAAUGGAUGGACUGCAUGUGGAGCGUAUGCUGCGUGCCAAAUUGCAAAAGGAUGACUCAAUUCUAGGUGCACUUUAUGUGGACAUUCGCACCACCGUGUGCCAGAAUAAUUGCUCUGGACAUGGCAGAUGCGAACCCUCGACGAGAGCUUGCAUUUGCGAGGCAUUCUGGAUGCCAUCGGUAGGAUUCUUCUUCAGCAACGAUGAGGCCAACUGCGACUGGUCCAUUUUGUAUGUUUUUGUGGGCGUGAUUUCCAGCUGCCUGCUGCUCUCGGGCAUCUUCUGGGGCAUUGCCUGUGCCUGCCGCCAGACCAAGAAGCCGCGCAUGCGUCAAAAGGUGCAAAAAUAUGCGCUGAUCGGCACCCAGGAUGAAGAGGCUGCCAAUUAUUCGCGCAACACUUCACUCACCGAAUCGGAAACGGAUUCGGAUGUGCUCUUCGAGACGCGCUCCAAGAGCAAUGGCAUUGGCAAGCGCAAAGCCAAUCACAGCAGCUCACAAGGCAGCGGAUCGGCUGGACGUGAGGGCAACAAAUAUGCGGCUACCAAGCUGGGCCGCAAGAUCAAAACAUAGACGAGAGAAUUACUUGUACUAUAUCUGUGUGCGUGUGUCUGUUAGUUCAUAUAGAGUGUGCGUGAUAUAUACCUAUAUACACCUAUAUCUAUAUAUAUAUAUAUACAAGUAUAUAUUUGUAUUUCUAUAUAACCCCAUAUACAAACAUAUAUGAAUGUUUUGUACUUGUCGAGCACGCAAAGUGCCUGCUGAUUUAUGUUUAUAUUUUAUGUACUAUAUUUUAGACUUUAUACAUAUGUAUAUGUGUUUUAUAUAUUUGUAACUCUAUGUGUGUAUAUGUGCGUGUGUCUGUUCCUUUUGCUUAUGUAUGUGAUAUGUGCACAAACCUCUUGGCUGUUUACCUCCUAUUUUUAUGAUAAUUUAGUUUUACUUGCGCUACUGCUGUGCAAUUAACAAUUGUUUACAUAUUUUGUAUAAUUACUUUUAUGAUUUGUAUAUUUUUUUUAUACUUUGUUUGUGUGUAUAUAGCGAUAGGAUUUCACAAUCAAUGUAAUAAAUUACAUGUAACUGCUUUAAACUGAAAA